AUGGAGAAUAAUAUGAAUGAACUACAACAACAAAGACAAAUGUUAGAAAAUACUACCAAAUUACUCUCUCUUCUAGCAUCAUCAUCAUCAUCAUCAUCGACUCCAAUAACACCUGUUCGUACACGUAAUGUUGUCAAUGCUAUCUAUAUAGCAGGAAUUGUUUUUAUGAUAAUCGUUUUUCUUGUUUUACUCUGGAUUAAUUUAUGUAGUCGACAAUGUUGGUGUUGGCAUGAUACAUCUCUUAGUAAUAGAUUUAAUCGUCGAUUGUUAAUAAAACAUUCAAUAGUUAGAAAUACAUCAUCAUCAACAGAAAAUCAACAACAUAAAAAAUCAACUAUUGAUUUCUAA
Messenger RNA from Adineta steineri, 348 nucleotides. The record is from the annotation of a GenBank genome assembly. NCBI's taxonomy places the organism in Eukaryota, Metazoa, Rotifera, Eurotatoria, Adinetida, Adinetidae.